AUGUCUGCCUAUAGUCCUUACAACCCCAUGCAUUCCACGGCUAUGAACGGAAAUAGCAACGGUUACAGUUACAAUGGAGCAGAGACAUUGAAUCGCAUGGUCGUUGAUGGGAACUACAUAGAUGGAUCAUGGGAAUUGGCUGUAUUUGUCGAGGAUCUUGGAACUGACGUUCGGGUCCGUGUGUUGGGGGACCUAACUCUGGGUGGACUAAUGCAUCGUAUUGUGGAAUGUGCUGGUGUUAAACAAAGUUGGUCAGACCAUGCACUAUGGUGGGUAGAUCGAAAAAUGUGGCUUCUACACAACCGAAGCACAUUGGAUCAAUAUGGAGUACAAUCAGAUGCCCGACUCAUGUUUCGUCGUAUGCACGGGGAUUUGCAAGUUGUGUUACCAUCCCUCAUUACUGUGGUUCUUCGUGUCAACUAUGCAGCUCGUGUGUUCAGUGUGGUCCGUAGCAUCUGUAAGGAACUGAAUAUUCGACAUCCAGAGGAAUUAUCUCUUUCCUUGCCAAUCACAAAGGCGCAUUUGAAAAGUAAUCGACCUCUUCCGACUCUGCGGCACGCCACAAAACAUCAUCCGAAUUCUGUUGAUGGGCGCACAGAGAAAGCCACGUUACGUUCCAAACUGACUGGUACAAUGUCUGCUGGCCAGGGUUUUGCCAGCACUGUGGAUGGUGUCCCUCAUAGUCCAUAUGGGACGUUGCAUUCUGCAGCUGGGACGAUGAUGCGUUUGCAGUCAGAGAAUUCCCUGGACCGCGAACGACUCGAUGCGACCCAUUUCGCUGAUUGUGCAUUUAGACGUUCGGCUAAAACGGUGUUUACUGAUAAUUGGUUGAUGAAACCGAAAAACUUGAUUCAGAAAGCUCGCUUGAAUAGCGGUUGGCUUGACUCUUCCCGUUCCCUUCUCGAACAUGGCAUUGAACCACCUUCUGCAAACCAUUCCGUGGAAGAAAGUGAAGCCUUACCCACGGUCUAUUUAAAUUUCAAAUUCUAUGCAUUUUAUGAUUUGAAUUUGAAGUAUGACUCGGUUCGAAUUCAUCAAUUGUACGAGCAAGCACGUUGGUCGAUUUUAUCCGGACAGUUGGAUUGCACUGAAGAUGAAAUGGUUGUUUUUGCGGCUUAUCAACUUCAAGCCGAAUUACAGUCAGCUGCUGCAAGCCAAACAGUUUACCAAUUAGGGUACACAGACCCAGGUACAUCGAAUCAUUAUCCUACUUUGGGUGCACCCAGUACUGUUGGGGCUAGUUGGGCCUCCAAUCCAGCGUCACCCGGGUUGAGGCCUAGUCCAGACCCAAUGGGACGCCAGUACUUAUCUCCUUCAGCCACUUAUUACAAUAGCAGUGGUCCUGCGAGUGCAUCACUCAUGCGACUACCCGGUACAACUUCACCUAUGCCCGGUGCUAGUCUGAUGGACGGGGUUUCUAAUCGACACGGAUCCGAUACCAGUGGGAUGGACGAGGUGGAUGAGCUGUUAGCCGAGUUGGAACAAUCCUGUGGAGUAGCCGAUGAAGUGGGCUCUACAGCACGCACACUGCACACACACAACACGUCAACUCUAGCCACUGGUGGGACUUUACGAUCUGUGGCACGCUCGGGUCCAGUGGAUGUGUCAGAUACCGCAGAGAUUCCAUCACUUCAGGAGAGCCUUCGUGUUUAUCGAGAUCGUACACUGCUGAUACGACGCUACAAAGUGUUAUGGGUUGUGAUCGUGGAGGCCCGUUUAUACCUAUAUAAAAGUCACACGGAUACGGAAUUCCCUUUAGCUGUCUAUUCAUUACGGGAUUGUAAUAUCACACCAGACGUGAGCACAGCCAUGCAGAAGUAUAUUCUCAAGCUAUCCUUAUUUGUAGAGCCGAGUCGGGAGAACGGAAGCCGCACAAACGGGAUGCAUUCACCUUACCCACUUUCAACGGCCCCCGCACGUGAUCAAUCAGCACAAAGAGAAGAGGUUUGGCUUCGAUUUGAUACUGCUGAGCAAUAUGCUCGUUGGUUGGCCGCUUGUACUCUGGGAUCUAAAGGUAAAACUCUGGCCAGUAGAGUAGCUUACGAGAAGGAAAUGGAAACCAUUCUGGAGAUUUUGCGCCUUCAAGUUCCCGGUCCAACUCCGGUUAUUUCCACCGCAGAAUCUGUGAAAUACUUGGGAGAUUUGAGUAACUUUUGUGCGGAACGUAUUAUCCGUAAAGCAAAAUCCAAGGAGUAUCUCCGACAAAGAAUCACUGAAGCCCAUGUAAACAUUCGUGAUGUCCCCUUAUUGGAAUCUAAAUUCAAAUACAUUCAAGCCUGGCAAAGAUUGACUCAUUUCGGUCGGAGCUAUUUCACUGUCCAGUUCGAUCGAGGUUCCAACCUUGGUCUACCUAGUGGUUCCGGUGGAUUGUUCAGUACACCCGUGGAUGAUGUAGUCGCCAUAUGCCAGGGCCGUUUCGAAAUUGUAUCCCCACAUUCUGGUGAAGUACUACGGGCAUGGAAUUUUACGGACUUGCGGUCGUGGAACGUGAAUUGGGAUGCGGGAAAAGUGUUGCUUGAUUUUCGCAGUGAACAAAUUUCCUUCCGACCGUUGUGUACAAAUUGCAAAACUAUCGUGGAAUUCAUUGGUGGCUAUGUGUUCCUUAGUCAGCGCACCCCGGAAAAGAGUCAAGAAUGCAAUGAGCGUCAAUUCCAUCGUCUUACUGGAGCAACAGAUUAA
This is a messenger RNA of Echinostoma caproni, 2679 nucleotides long. The record is from the annotation of a GenBank genome assembly. NCBI's taxonomy places the organism in Eukaryota, Metazoa, Platyhelminthes, Trematoda, Plagiorchiida, Echinostomatidae.